GCAUCAGUUGUUGGACUUUCAAUUAUUACGAAAACUAUCAUAAUGUUAAACCAACUUGGGUUGGGAACUUUUCGUAAUGUAAAUGUUGAACCGUUAGGAGCUGAGCAUACCUAUGGACCUCAUGCAAGAACUCAAGAUACGAGAGAAGUUGUUUUAAAUCUUACAGCUGCCACUUGUAUGGCUCCCGGAAUUACAGGAGGUGGAUCAGGAAGACCUAAUCCUUCACCAUGCCUAGUACACUUUUCUUGUCUUGUUCCGAAGGGUAUUGUUUUUGCUUAUUUAAAAACUGGCAAUGAUGCGGUGAUAAAAACCAUCCAAUUUGAAGGACCUACAAACAACGAUAAAAAUUUUGAAAAUAAUGUUAAUGUAAGUGGUGGUACCAUCAAAAUUCCUAUAAUAAGAUUAGCAUGGGGAAGAAGCGGUGAUAAAGGAGAUACCUGUAAUAUUG
Funneliformis geosporum is the source of this 448-nucleotide messenger RNA. The record is from the annotation of a GenBank genome assembly. NCBI's taxonomy places the organism in Eukaryota, Fungi, Glomeromycota, Glomeromycetes, Glomerales, Glomeraceae.